Messenger RNA from Sitophilus oryzae (rice weevil), 2134 nucleotides. RefSeq names its product dihydrolipoyllysine-residue acetyltransferase component of pyruvate dehydrogenase complex, mitochondrial (gene muc). Gene Ontology annotation, biological process: pyruvate decarboxylation to acetyl-CoA. Bases 208 to 1791 code for a protein of 527 amino acids. Gene Ontology annotation, molecular function: dihydrolipoyllysine-residue acetyltransferase activity. Lineage: Eukaryota; Metazoa; Arthropoda; Insecta; Coleoptera; Curculionidae. The transcript has 9 exons. The record is from RefSeq and is a predicted model, not a curated record. Gene Ontology annotation, cellular component: pyruvate dehydrogenase complex.
AACUUUUCUUCUCCUGCCGUCUCGUUUCUCUCAGCUUGUCAGAAGUCCGGCAAGUCGUGUAUCGCAGGCUGAUAACGUCAAUAUCACAAAAGUUUGUCGUAAAAGUCUUUUAAAUGACCUUAGGGAGAUAGUGACCUAAAGUGUGACUGCCGUUUCGUUUUGAAGAAAAUUGUAAAUAACUGCAUUAAAUACCUCUACAAGUUAAACAUGUUCCGAACCGCUAUACUCAGGAGUGAUGUGGCCAAAGAAGUCGUAAGGAAAGCCUUUCGUGCACAAAGUUUAAGACACCUUGCUGUUCAAACUUUAAGGCAAAGGAAUUGUUCCAGAGCUCUUCCAAAUGGCAUAUCAAAUGAGAUUCUUCGACCAUGGAAACAUUCAGAAGAAAACCUGGUUAGAUAUUAUUCCAGUGACUUGCCAAGCCAUAUUCGAGUCACUUUACCGGCACUAUCUCCCACUAUGGAACUAGGGACCAUCAUCAGUUGGGAAAAGAAAGAAGGUGACAAGCUAAAUGAAGGUGAUUUGUUGGCUGAAAUUGAGACUGAUAAAGCUACCAUGGGAUUUGAAACGCCUGAAGAAGGAUAUCUAGCAAAAAUUUUAAUUCCAGCUGGUACCAAAGAUGUUCCUAUUGGAAAAUUGGUCUGUAUAAUUGUUGAAAGUGAAGGUGACAUAGCCGCUUUUAAAGAGUUUAAAGAUGAUGCUGCUGCUGGAGCCCCAGCAGCAGCGCCAAAACCAGCUGCACCGGCACCUUCUGCACCAACACCUGCGGCUGCACCACCAACUCCUCAAGCUGCUCCUGUAUCUCAGCCACCCGCAGCUGCUCCACAUGGAGACCGAGUGUAUGCUAGUCCUAUGGCCAAAAGAUUGGCGGAACAAAGAAAUAUUCGUUUGCAAGGAAAAGGAACAGGCUUGUUUGGCGCCAUAACUUCCUCAGAUUUAGCCUCUCAGGUGUCUGCAGCCCCAGCUGCUGCAGCGCCCGCUUAUGCACCGCCCACAGCGGCAGCGGGCGCCCCCGCCGCUCCACCACCUCCAGCUCAAAGCAUCUUCGUUCCUCCGGUGGCCCCCGGCAGCAGCCACGCCUCUGCCUCCGCGCCCGGUCCCUUCGUGGACAUCCCUGUGUCCAACAUUAGGCGCACCAUUGCCAAGAGACUUCUCGAGUCGAAACAGCACAUCCCCCAUUACUACCUCACCUCCGAAGUUAACGUAGACAAGCUGCUCAAAGUCAGGUCGACGUACAACAAGAAAUUGGAGAAGAGCGGCGUGAAGCUUAGCGUAAACGAUUUUAUUAUUAAAGCCGUCGCUGUCGCUUCACAAAAGGUGCCUGAAGCCAACUCUGCUUGGAUGGACUCUACAAUUAGACAAUUCAAGAACGUAGAUGUAAGUGUAGCAGUAUCGACGGACAAAGGUUUGAUUACACCGAUAGUGUUUGAAGCAAAUAAUAAAGGUGUAGUACAAAUCAGUUUGGCAGUUAAGGAAUUGGCGGCUAAGGCUAGACAAAAUAAGUUACAACCACAAGAAUUUCAAGGUGGUAGCAUCAGCGUAUCUAACUUAGGUAUGUUUGGUGUUGACUAUUUUUCUGCCAUCAUCAAUCCUCCUCAAGGCUGUAUCCUUGCUAUUGGAACAACAAGCACAAGAUUAGUACCAGACGAUAACAACGAAAAAGGAUUCAGAGAAGCUCAGUUCCUAACAGUAACACUCAGUUGUGACCACAGAGUAGUCGAUGGUGCUGUUGGUGCCAGAUGGCUGCAAGUUCUUAGACAAUGUCUUGAAGACCCCGUGGCAAUGAUUCUUUGAAAGAUUUAAUGUGUUUUUACGAUACAAAAAAUGUAUUUUUAAGAUCAACCCGUUGAAAGGGACAGUCAUCCAUAUUUUUAUUUUAUUUGUUAUUCAGUUUUUAAGUUAUUUAACAGAUUUUAAGAGCUGAGUCGCUUAGCGCCUAAAAUACUGGUUGUUAUUUUAAAAUGAUAGUAGAUUUUUAAGUUAUUAUAGUUAUACUACUAUCAUUUUGUAAAAUAUCUGCAUUUAAAGUAAAUCACUCACUUUUUAUUAAUUUGCCCGCAUUAGACGUGGCAAAUUAUUUGUUAUAUCUCUUGAUUUCAUGUAAAUAAUAUAAACAUUAAAUUAUAUUGUACAGUUA